This is a messenger RNA of Vidua chalybeata, 1525 nucleotides long. RefSeq names its product histocompatibility minor 13 (gene HM13). The coding region runs from base 38 to 1510 and encodes 490 amino acids. NCBI's taxonomy places the organism in Eukaryota, Metazoa, Chordata, Aves, Passeriformes, Viduidae. The transcript has 13 exons. Gene Ontology annotation, biological process: membrane protein proteolysis. Gene Ontology annotation, molecular function: aspartic endopeptidase activity, intramembrane cleaving. Gene Ontology annotation, cellular component: membrane; lumenal side of endoplasmic reticulum membrane; cytoplasmic side of endoplasmic reticulum membrane. The record is from RefSeq and is a predicted model, not a curated record.
GGACGUGUCGGUGCGGACCGCGGUGGGAGCAGCCGCCAUGGAGGAGCCCGCGGCGCACAACGGCAGCGCCGCCGGGGCCGCGCCCGGGGCCGGGACCCCCGCCCGCCCGCCCGCCACCCCCGAGGGCAUGGCGCUGGCCUACGGCAGCCUCGUCCUCAUGGCGCUGCUGCCCAUCUUCUUCGGGGCGCUGCGCUCCGUCAGCUGCGCCAAGAGCAAGAACUCCUCGGAGAUGCCAGAGACCAUUACCAGCCGAGACGCUGCUCGCUUUCCCAUUGUUGCCAGUUGCACCCUCCUGGGGCUCUACCUCUUCUUUAAAAUAUUCUCUCAAGAGUACAUCAAUCUUCUGCUUUCCAUGUAUUUCUUUGUGCUGGGGAUCCUGGCCCUGUCCCACACUAUCAGCCCCAUGAUGAACAGAUUCUUCCCUGCAAAUUUCCCCAACAAACAGUACCAGCUCCUCUUCACCCAGGGCUCCGGGGAGAGCAAGGAGGAAAUAGUGAAUUAUGAGUUUGACACCAAGGAUCUCGUGUGCCUGGCCUUGAGCAGUGUUGUGGGGGUCUGGUACCUGCUGAGAAAGCACUGGAUUGCCAACAAUCUCUUCGGGCUGGCAUUCUCCCUCAAUGGGGUGGAGCUACUGCACCUGAACAACGUCAGCACUGGCUGCAUCUUGCUUGGGGGCCUCUUCAUCUACGAUGUGUUCUGGGUCUUUGGCACCAACGUGAUGGUGACAGUUGCCAAAUCAUUUGAGGCCCCAAUAAAACUGGUUUUCCCUCAGGACCUGCUGGAGAAGGGGCUGGAUGCCGACAACUUCGCCAUGCUGGGACUGGGAGACAUUGUCAUUCCGGGGAUCUUCAUUGCCUUGCUGCUGCGGUUUGAUAUCAGCCUGAAGAAGAACACGCACACGUAUUUCUACACCAGCUUUGUGGCCUACAUCUUUGGGCUGGGCCUCACCAUAUUCAUCAUGCACAUCUUCAAGCAUGCCCAGCCUGCGCUGCUGUACCUGGUCCCUGCCUGCAUUGGAUUCCCGCUUCUGGUGGCCUUGGCAAAGGGAGAAGUAACCGAAAUGUUCAGCCCUGUCCUGGAGUCUUGCAGGCAAGGAGAGGCCAGCAGGUGUAAGCAGCUACGAGGAGAGCUCAACCCUCAAGGAGGCAGCAGGGGCUUCCAAAGAAGAGCCAACAGAAGCCUCCAAGAAGGAGAAGUGACCUUGCCUGUGGGCCGUGCCCGGUGCUGCUGGGCUGGGGCCCUUCAAGACCCUCUGCAAGUGACAGACGACGAAACAAUUGUGCAAGAGCAUCGUGUUGUGUGUGUCGGAGCAGCCACCCAGGUGGGGUAUCGAUGUAUGCCGGUUUUUAAAUUUUGUAUUGUGCAUUUGCUUUCUCUCAUAUUAAACCAUAUUGAAGGAAGGAGUGCUGGUGUGGCCAUGCCCCUGCUCAGCCAGCACUGGGAUUGGCAUCCAGCUCCCCCGCCUUCUCCCACUGGAGCCGGUGGCUAUUGUCUGGCUGUUUCCAAGUGACCAAGUGACCAUCCC